AUGGAAAGGUUGCGAGCUUCUCGAUUCUCCGUGGCACUUUUCUCGUCUCUCGUCGAGUUUCAAGAAGCCCAGGUCUUCUUCACUUUAGCUGUGCAGUUGGCAUCCGUGUCUAUGAUGGUUUUCAACGAUUCGUUAGGUGCUGUUCGAAUCGAUUGGAGAGCAGCUAAACUUUUCCAAGCAGGAAACACCCUGGUUGUUCUUCUUGUUCAAGGAGAACUGCAAAGGAGAAAAAUGCACUGGUGGUAUACCUAUUUACUAACGUUGAUAGUGUGCGUUUUCUGCCUUACGAUUACGCAACUUGGUACUGAGACUGAGUACCCUGGCUUCAAGGAGCUUCCCGGGUGCGGUAAAAGUACGGCGAGUAUACUCGAAACUUGUCGGUCCGGGACCUAUAGUAGUGAAGGGUUCCAAACAGAUGCGAUGGCAGGGUACUCGACGUUCUACUUCACCACAGUGUUGGUUGGCAUAAGCUUCAUGUCUUUCGACCAGAUCGCACGAAUCCGUCGUCUGCACGACUGGGUGGCCCAACGAGUGGAAUCCUGGCGAGAAAAAUCUCGAGUUUUGAAAUGGAUGUUCAAGACCGCAUCGAUAUUUUGGAGUCUUUUCUGGUUUUUCAUGAAUUUCUUUUUGGCGUAUCUUUUGUUCGGGACGACAUACAUCAUCCUUCACAAAGUCGGAGGCACGCUGCGCAAGAAGGACAAGUGGACCUUUGGGCAGAUCGUCGCGGUUCUGCUGUGGGCCCCAGUAGUGUUCAAGUACCUUUAUCUCAACACAUGUAAGUCCCCUUUACACACAGGUCGUCGACUUUGA
Messenger RNA from Colletotrichum aenigma, 810 nucleotides. RefSeq lists its product as uncharacterized. The record is from RefSeq and is a predicted model, not a curated record. The transcript has a single exon. NCBI's taxonomy places the organism in Eukaryota, Fungi, Ascomycota, Sordariomycetes, Glomerellales, Glomerellaceae. The coding region runs from base 1 to 810 and encodes 269 amino acids.